UCUGUAGAUAUGGACCUCUGCUCACUAGGAAUAUGCCAAGAACGCACGGUGAACUGCACUGAGACUGGGAAUGGACAGAACCUCACAUGUAUUUGUGAAAAAGGCUUUGGUGGGCCGUUCUGUGAGGUGAAUCUGAACGACUGCAAGUCGAUGCCGUGCCAGAACGGAGCUGUGUGUGUGGACGGUGUUGACCUGUAUCACUGCUUUUGUCCAGCUGGGUUUGAGGGGCUGAACUGUGAAAUCAACUAUGAUGAAUGUGUCUAUGGAUUCUGCGCCAACAAUUCCACAUGUGUUGACCUGGUUGCCGACUAUGGAUGCAUCUGCCCAGUGGGGUUUGUUGGUAAAAACUGCUCUACACCUGUUAUUGAAUGUGCGUCAGGGGAUAGAACAAAAUGCAAAAAUGGUGGCACCUGUUAUAUCUUUGCCGGAGUGGUUCACUGCACUUGUCCACCAGGAUGGGGAGCCGAUGACUGCUCUGCACCCGUGAACCAGUGUGUGUUGAAUCCCUGUGACCCGGAGGGGACCCUGUUCUGUGAAGAGCUGCCGAACGGCUUCAAAUGCGUCUGCCAACACGGGUACAUGGGGCGGCUGUGCAAAAUCCCCAUAGGUCACUGCGUCGAUGGGCUGUGUCAUCACGGAUCAAAGUGUGUGGAUCUACCGAGAGGAUUCAAGUGCCAUUGUUUACCCGGUUUAACGGGACAAUUCUGCGAGGUGAACAUAGAUGACUGUGACGAGAAGCCGUGCGGUGUUCUAAGUAUUUGCAAAGACACCGUCAACGGCUACAAUUGUUUCUGUGCACCUGGAUUCAUUGGUUAUAACUGUGAGGUGGAGGUAAACGAGUGUCUGAGCCAGCCCUGCCACAACGGAGCUUCCUGCUCUGAUGAGCUCAACGCAUUCAGCUGCUUAUGCCCAAUCGGAGUCACAGGUGACUACUGUGAAAUCAACAUUGAUGAGUGUCUGUCAGGGCCAUGCCGACACAAUAGCACGUGUUUGGACCUGGCCAAUGGCUAUGAAUGUGUCUGUCAACCCGGCUUUACUGGCGCUGGGUGUGAGUUCGACAUUGACGAGUGUGCCUCUUCUCCCUGCAAGAACGGAGCCACUUGCAUUGACCAGCCUGGCAAUUACCACUGUCAGUGUGUGGCUCCAUUCAAAG
Molecule: messenger RNA, 1153 nt
Organism: Salvelinus fontinalis (brook trout)
Lineage: Eukaryota; Metazoa; Chordata; Actinopteri; Salmoniformes; Salmonidae
Product: protein eyes shut homolog
Exons: 9
Biological process (GO): establishment or maintenance of epithelial cell apical/basal polarity; heterophilic cell-cell adhesion
Cellular component (GO): protein-containing complex; plasma membrane
Molecular function (GO): calcium ion binding
Source: RefSeq, a predicted model, not a curated record